This is a messenger RNA of Macrosiphum euphorbiae (potato aphid), 1407 nucleotides long. The record is from the annotation of a GenBank genome assembly. Lineage: Eukaryota; Metazoa; Arthropoda; Insecta; Hemiptera; Aphididae.
AUGCACUCUUCGCCGGCGGUGCAACAGGCGCACCACCACCGUCAGCAGAAGCAGCAACAGCAGCAGCAACAACAGCAGCAGCAACAGCAACAACUGCAACAGCAACAACAACUGCAAUCUCCGUCGUCCAACAACAAUAACAACAACAACAACAACAAUAACAACAACAACAAGGACGAUAAUAUGGCCAUGGGACAACUUUUGCAGAGAUCGCUGCAAAACGUCGCCCUGUCGCUGCAGACCACGUUCGUGUCGUCCCUGCAGCAGGCCGCGCUCCUGCCACCCGACUCACCUGUGGCCGCGGCGCUUAAUCUACAGGCCCUCGAGUCGUACAUCACGCUACAGCGGCUGACCGCCGUGCCCCGUCAACCCGCGAUGACCGCAGUGACUGUGGACCGGGCGCACGCCGCCAGCAGCGUGGUGGUCGUGCACGAAGUGUUGAAGGAUGACGAAGACGACGACGACGGCGGAGGCGUCAAAAGCGAAAAUCCGUCCUCGUUGGGAAACGAAGACGAUUACCUCGACGACCAUGAUGACGACGACGAACACUAUCACCAUCACGACGUUAAACCGACGGUUUUGGACAGCAGCGGAAGUGUAGCGAAAGCGGCCGCUACGGCCGCCAUCGUCGUGACCGCCAGCAGGGGAGGCCGUCUCCCGGCAUUUGCCAAAGAGCUGUCCGGCCUGUCUCCCAGAGCCAACAGGUUGUCCGCCUCGUUGACCGCCGCCGCCGCUGCCUCUGUCUGCACCACGGCACUCGUCGACGACGACACUCCGGUCAAGGCUAUUUCCGCCGACGAACCCAUCGCCGCCUCGCGACACCUGCACCUCCAUCAGGACAACAACAACGGACCCGUCCCUAGGCCCAAGAAACAGUUCAUCUGCCGGUUCUGCAACAGACACUUCACCAAGUCGUACAACCUGCUCAUACACGAGCGCACUCACACAGACGAACGGCCGUACUCUUGUGACAUUUGCAAAAAGGCCUUCAGGAGACAGGACCAUCUCAGGGAUCACAGGUACAUUCACUCCAAGGAGAAACCCUUCAAGUGUCUGGAGUGCGGCAAGGGGUUCUGCCAGUCGCGCACGUUGGCCGUGCACAAGAUCCUCCACUUGGAGGAGUCGCCGCACAAGUGUCCGGUGUGCAGCCGGAGCUUCAACCAGCGGUCCAAUCUGAAGACGCACCUGUUGACGCACACAGACAUCAAACCGUACAACUGUCCGACGUGCAGCAAAGUGUUCCGCCGGAACUGCGACCUGCGCCGGCACAGCCUCACGCACAACCUGUCACCCGUGUCCGCGGCCACGGCCGCUGCUGUCCAGCUGGCGUACGCUGCGACCACCGAACUUCAGUCGGCCGCGGUCAUCGGCGCCGCGCACGGUCGCGACAACGACUGUGACCGCUGA